GCGAAUCAAACAUUAAUGGCCGCGUUUACCGCAUAGCGUUCGUUUUCUCGCGGAAAAAAUGGAAAAAGUGAUUGAAACUUAGGAAAAAACAGUAAAAUUGUAUAUUUAAGUGCAUUUUAAUGCUAUAAAGUCAAAAAGACAAUAUAUAACAACGUCAUAAAACAACAAAAUGAGUGCAAAUCAUCCCAAGCCAUCUGGUUCAGGUACAUCUGGGCAGGGUAGCAGUCAUGCUCCAGGGGGAUCAGGAGGAGGAACAGGGACGGGGGCAGUCCACAUUCCCAGCAUUGAGGAGAAGAACAAACAAAUACAGCAGGAAGCGCUGAUGGAGAAGAUUCGAGCCAAGUACAGACAAAAGCCAAAAUCAUACGAUGAGAUCAAGAAAUCAAUACGAAUGUACUUCAUUGAAAAGCAUUACCCAUUGGACCCUGUGUGCAAGGCGACGCUGCAAACAGUUCUCGAUAAACUGCAGCAUUACAUCAAGGUGAACUCCAGACACGGGCUAGUGGAGCGCCUGGAGAGCCUCUCUCGACAGCUAGGUCUUAAGUUCAUGGAGGAUCAACAGACGCUAUUCAUUUCCACAGACAUGUUCUAUGUGGAAAUACUGCUUGAUACCGAAGGCAAGCUCAGCGACGUCAAAGUGCAUCACGAAUGCAAAAGUGAGCAACCAUCCACGUCGCCAUCCAGCUCCAGCUCUGCUGAUCUGCUUAACUGCCUCAAGGCAGGCGACUUUGCCGACUUCACAGUCCAGUUGGAAGGCCUCUCCUCCAUCUACCAGUUGAACGCGGAGCCUAAGGUCAAGAAGAAGGCUUUUGUGGCUCUCGAGGCAAUGGAAACAGACAUCUACAAUCUCUACCAACAGCAACUUCAACAGCAUCAGCAACCACAGAUCGACAGCUACCAGAUGAUGAAGAUGUCCUCGGUGGGAUUAGUGAUGCAGCGACGAGGCGGACACCCCAUGAAACUCACCUAUUUCUGUCCUCCUCUGCACCUGCUUGAAUCGCAGGUGAAAGGAGAGCUAGUAGAUGCAGCUGCAAGUAGAGACUACAGCAUUGAGCAGGUUAUGAAAAGCCCUGUUGGACUGAAUGCCACUCUCAAUCUGGAGGGUUCCUCGGCGAAUAAAUUGCAAAUACUGCCAGUUGUCAGCUUCAGCAGCGAGUCUGGGCUUCCUCUGGAGUUGCCUGCUUAUGCUUCACUCACUCAGAACAACUCGAUGCUGAUUCCGGCUACCUACGUGCUCCGUCUUGGUAAACCGAUGCCUGUCUGCAUCGAUUCUCUGCGUGCUCUGGGUCUCCCAGGUGUACCUACAGAAGGAGAUAUGUCUGUGAUGAAUCUGAUAGUACAAACUGCUUCCAGGCAGCUCAUUAGGAACAUACAGAAAGGAUUGUAUGUCAAUCUCCCAAAGGAAACGCACUGCUACUUUCUGACGGACAAUCGCAGACUGCAGGGCACAAUGUUGUCCUCACUGCAGUUCACGGAGCCAUCUCAGGUGCCCAAGAUAAUCGCAUUCCUCAAGAAACAAGCGCUCUUCUACACACUUCUCGCCAGCUGCGUCAGGGAGCAGCAGAAACAGUACAAUGAUAUGGAAAGCACCAUCAUCUUGGAGGUGACUGCUGUGUCACUCAAUCAGAUCACGGUGGAGUUGCAGCAUCCUUAUGAGGAGUCGCUGGCAACGGUGGACUUUCUGCUGGAAGAUGGCGAGGCUACAUGCACUAUUUACUGCCUCACCAAUGACUACGAAGCGCUCUCUCAGAAGCUGACCCGAACAGUGCGCCAGGUUGUCUCCAUACCUAUGGUCAUCUAUAAGCUACUCAAGUGCUGGGAUGAGGAGCACCUUCAGAAGCUGCAUGGAAUGGCAGCUCCAGGAGCUGGAGGCAGCUCAACCAGUGGAGCAGCUGGUGGCUUUAGCGGCGGAUCAGGGUUAGGAGGAGGAGCAACAAACUUUGGCCACUUUGCUUUGGAUUCCAGCUCAGUGUCUGGCGAAGGCAGCAGUGGGGUUGGAGGUGGACUAGGAGGAGCUGGUGGAUUCAGUAGCGUCAGCAAUCUAAAGAUGGAGUCGACUCUGCGUUCGUUGGCGGAUGCAUUCGCUGACUCGACUUCAGCUGCUGCGGCUAUUGCGGGAAUCAUUAAUCUCAAGAGAGAAACGGAUCCUCAGGCAUCUUCCAGCAGCAGUUCACUUCCACUUUCCACCUCCGCCUCGACCUCUGGAGCUUCGACCUCUGCUUCCACUUCAAGCGCGGCAGCAAAGGCUAGCGACCAUGAGAUUGCAGAUAAGUACAAGAACAUCUGGAAAGAUAAGACGCCCAACUUAAAGCACUGCGUCAGCAUUACGCCCAUUGCUGGGGAUGUCAAGGCGCCUCUCCAGCAACAACAGCAACAAGUUGAUGUGCAACGGACGGGAGGCAUUGAGAUCAUUCCUCUGAGUGCACCUAGCAGUGUGGGAGCCACUCCAAGUGCCGGCUCUCCAGCCACUACAAUCACCAUCACACCUAUCACAGGUGGAGGAGGGGGCAACGGAGCAGGCAAAGAUGCAGUCAAGGAGCAGAAGAAGUCGUCUUCAAGCGGAAGUGGAAGUAGCACCAAACGACCCCAUGAGAGUGGCUCCUCCACUUCCUCCUCUUCUUCCGCUAAUCCGAGCAGCAGCAGCGCCAGCACCUCAAGUUCCUCGAGUGACAACCAAAAGGAAAAGAAGCGCAAGAAGAAACGAGAUGACUCUCCAAUGGGUCCCCCAGAGAAGAUCUAUUCUCGACAAAACUCCCCAGCUGGAGGUGGUAUUACAGAUUCUUCGUCGAGCAGUGGCGUCGUGCGAAAGUUCUCGUCUCCUUCGACGUCAUCUUCCUCCUCGCCCAAGUCUGGUGUGGCAGGAAUGGGGGCAGCUCUUGGACUGACAGGUCUUGGCCAACCUUCGGCGCGUCCAAGUCCCAAGCACAGUCCGGUCUACAGCAGCCCGAAGCACAGCAGCAACACCGCCUCAAAUAGUCCGAAGUCGCCAUUUGGCACCCACUCGCCCAAGCAUGGAUCCUCUGGAAAGCCGAGCAUGUCCACGCUCAAGAGCGCCACUGCGGCCACAAGCCUGAGUCUGAGUCCUAAGGCGGAGAAAUCUUCGAGUGGCAUCACUUCGAGUGGAUCUACUGCAAUAUCGCUACCACUAGCUCUUCCUCUGCCCACAGGCCCAUCUGUAUCAGGAACUGCUUCAGGAGGGAUCAGGCAGCAAUCCUCAAUGAUGCGACCCGUGCCGCCUUUGGCCGCCAGCAGCAGCAGCCAGUUGCCGGCAGGCGUCACCAUCAAGAAGGACAAGAGCAGCCUGGGCAUAGGCAUGGGCAGUUCCUCGGCUACCUCCUCCGCUUCUUCUUCAGGAGUCGUUGCAGCAGCAGUCGCCGCCCUUAAGAGUUCCCAGCAACAACAGCAGCAGAUGAAGCCAUCUGUGAGCAGUUUAUCGCAUCUGGCAGCGGGUGGCAACCUGGGCAGCUACUCGACGCCAUCCGUGGCCGCUUUGGAACUCAAUGCUGCGCUCCGCAAAGGCAUGGCAGGAUCGGGAGUGGGACCGGGAUCGGGUCCGGGAAUGGGCGUGGCAGCGGGAGCGGUAGGCGCGGUUAGUUUGAUGACGUCGACGGCAGCUUCGACGGCAACCAUCCCAACCACGGCAACAGCAACAAUAUCAUCGGUAGCAACAACAGCAGCAGCAGCAACAGUGGAUUCAUCAGUGGGAACGGGAACGGGAGCAGCUCCUCCUCCUCCACUGGCAAUAGCAACAUCAACAACAACGGCAAUGGCAACACAUCAUCAGCAACAGUUGCUAGCAGCGGCGCCACAUAGUAGCGACAGUGGAAGUAGCAGCAGCAGCACGGGAGUAGGAGCAAACACUGGAGGGUCCUCGGAAUACAUGGUGAAGCCAAGCAGCCAGGAAGGUCUUAAACUGACCAUCAAAACAGGAGGCAUCAGCAGCAGCAGUUCAACUAGUAGCAGCAGCAGCAAGAGGGAUGGUAAGAGGGAGAGCGGACCAUCAAGCUCCUCUGGUAGCAGGAAGACACACACAGGACUUAAGCCAGGAGUGAACAGCGGACCAGCCUCAAAGAAGGCACACGCCUUAGGAUCAAGCGGAAGUGGAAGUGGAAGCAGCUCCAGCAAACACCUCUUCCAAAAGGCCAACUCAUCUGGCAGCCUGAGCACCAAGCUAGGCGGAUCGUCCUCUUCAUCCACAUCGUCGGGUGGUGGAGGAUUGCCUCUCACCAAGAGCAACAGCACCAACUCAUUCCAAGAACAUACGGCUCCCAAAAGAAGGCCCAGCAUGGGCAGUGGCGGAGCAAGUGGCAGUGGUAGUGCUCAGCGCAAGUCAUCGCAAGGUGGUCACGGAUCUGGAGGAAAUGGCGGAUUGUCACCAGCUGCUUCAAGCGGAUCAAUGUCACAGCCACCACCACGUUUUGAUCACCACACAGACAUGAUGACCAUUCUACAGUAUGCUUCGCCCAGUAUGACAGCCAGCAUGGAAGGCUUCAUCAAAGGACUGCACAACAAGUUCCAAAUACCGAAAUUAUCGCAACGCACAGCAACAACCACAGCGACGAGCAGCAGCGGUAGCACCAGUAGCACUAGUGGGGCAGGAGGUGGAGGACAAACAACAGCUACAUCUACAGCUACGACGUCUUCCUCCACAACUUCUUCUGCCUUGCAGGAUCAGCAAGCCACAACAGAUCCAAUUGCCUUGUCCAGCGGCCAGUCAACUGCACCCACUUCCAUCAGUGCACAACAGAGCAGCAGUGGCGAACAAGGAUCAGGCGAUGGCAUCGACGAGGAGCUGCUUGCCAGCUUGGCAGGCGAAUGACAUCGAUUAUACCGAUCAGUUGGAGAGUGAAAUUUGUUCCUUAAUUAGUAAUUAUGUAUACUUUUAUUGAUUCUACAAAUGAUCUUGAACUGUGAAUGAGAGACUAAGUUUUGAUCUAAUCGUAGCACAAGAUAUUAAGAGCAAAGACAAUGUUGGGCAUAUGUGAUUAAUAAAAAUAUGAAAUGAUGAUCUCUCUCUCUUUCUCUCUC
Drosophila nasuta is the source of this 5028-nucleotide messenger RNA. Its product is annotated as mediator of RNA polymerase II transcription subunit 1-like. Gene Ontology annotation, molecular function: transcription coregulator activity. The record is from RefSeq and is a predicted model, not a curated record. Lineage: Eukaryota; Metazoa; Arthropoda; Insecta; Diptera; Drosophilidae. Gene Ontology annotation, cellular component: mediator complex. Gene Ontology annotation, biological process: regulation of transcription by RNA polymerase II.